AGCACAACGUAACCCACCUGUGUGCACCAAAUACAACCCAGAAACCACUAUCGCAAUGGCUCCUCAGCGCCCUAAAAGGCAUCGCCCUAUAACCUUCGCGACGGCUGCUGGAGCGUUCUCCCUCAAGCUGCCAACCGCAUCUCUGAUCCGCAUGUAUUCUCGCACAGGUUCCAUGUCCCCGCUCAUAUGGACCGGCCUCAUGAGCAUCAUCACAUUUGGAUUCUACGGUUACGACAAAAUCCAAGCAAAAAACAAGCAAUGGCGUGUCAAAGAAACUACCUUGCAUACACUCGAAAUGCUAGGUGGUUGGCCAGGAGCCUUGAUCGGACAACACUACUUUCAACACAAGACUAGCAAGACGAGUUUCCAGGUAGGAUUCUGGGGAAUCAUUGUCGCCUGGCAAAUUGCUUGCUUCGCUAUUUGGAGGAGUGGGGAAUUACCUUCCAUGGCACACGGGUCACCACGUUAUGGUAUAUGAAUGCAAGGAGUGUAGACGAUGGGGGUAUGUUUCCUCCGUAUGAGGUAUAAGGAUGCAUUUUCAGGAUGUGUUACUUGGUAAAAGACGCAUCAUAAGACAGGAAAUAAAACACCCCAACACCAUGCUGGCAAGUAUGCCACCCAAGAAAAUGAUCACCCGAAUCCUUCAUUACUUCAUUACGGCCGUCCCUUCUUCCCUGCUCUACCAGAAGUCCGGCUGAAACAGCCUAUAUCAUGAUUUGAUUUGAUAUGUUGAGAGGAACCCCAACUCUAUCGGGAUUCCAACCAUAAGCAGAUGCUUAUCGGCCAGUGAAAGGGCUGGUCAAAGUAUCAGCAGUUUCACCGGCGGCCUCGCCUAGUGGGUUCUUCAUUCCUCCACCAACAGCGUUGCCCAGACCAGUCUUCAACUGCUUGACGUCUUCCUGGUCGGAGGCGGGGAUCUUGGAAAUUUGG
This is a messenger RNA of Aaosphaeria arxii CBS 175.79, 930 nucleotides long. Its product is annotated as DUF1294-domain-containing protein. The coding region runs from base 56 to 478 and encodes 140 amino acids. The transcript has a single exon. NCBI's taxonomy places the organism in Eukaryota, Fungi, Ascomycota, Dothideomycetes, Pleosporales. The record is from RefSeq and is a predicted model, not a curated record.